This is a messenger RNA of Suillus subalutaceus, 522 nucleotides long. RefSeq lists its product as uncharacterized. Lineage: Eukaryota; Fungi; Basidiomycota; Agaricomycetes; Boletales; Suillaceae. The record is from RefSeq and is a predicted model, not a curated record. The transcript is spliced from 8 exons. Bases 1 to 522 code for a protein of 173 amino acids.
AUGAAAGGAUUGUUGUCGCUUGUUCUCGUCUCCAUCGCUCUCCUGCAGAUGACAGCAGCAGCACCCGCUGCGUCAGAGCGCUCCCAAGGUAUUUCUCUUGUAGCACUGACAUGGUUUUCGCAACCGUCUUACAAGAAUGUCGACGACACAGAUGUCCAGAAGCGCAACGUUUAUGGCGGCCAAUACGCUAAGGAUGACACAGAUGUCGAGAAGCGCAACGUUUACGGGGGUCAAUACGCUAAGGAUGACACAGAUGUCGAGAAGCGCAACGUUUACGGGGGUCAAUACGCUAAGGAUGACACAGAUGUCGAGAAGCGCAACGUUUACGGUGGCCAAUACGCUAAGGAUGACACAGAUGUCGAGAAGCGCAACGUUUAUGGCGGCCAAUACACUAAGGAUGACACAGAUGUCGAGAAGCGCAACGUUUACGGGGGCCAAUACACUAAGGAUGACACAGAUGUCGACGAAGAAGCGCUAGGACGUCUCCGAGACCGCUGGCAGUUGUCUGGGUCGUCCCUCUGA